Molecule: messenger RNA, 3871 nt
Organism: Microcebus murinus (gray mouse lemur)
Lineage: Eukaryota; Metazoa; Chordata; Mammalia; Primates; Cheirogaleidae
Source: RefSeq, a predicted model, not a curated record
ACCUCUGGAUGUCACACUGUCCCCAGCUUUUUACAGCAUAUUUGGUAUUCAGUCAUCCUCAACAAAGCUUGGUCUGUGCCCUUUACUCAGAAGGCCCAGAACGUGAAGAAAUGUGAAAAUAUUCAUGGAGAAUUUUCUCCCAACAGAGAAAAUAGCACAUUCAUAAAACAAAAAUAGUGCGCCACCAAUAAGAAAUGCUCAGAGAGUAAGAGAUCUUGUCUCACGAAUUUAAAAUAUUAAAGGAUAGAAUUUUAAAAGACAAUAAUAGAAGGGAUGGAAGGAAAAGAUGAGAUAAUCCCCUAGAAGGCAGAAAAAAAUGGACAAAAAGAUGGAAAAUAAGACAGAAAAGAUAUCAAAAUAAGAUGAAUAUCUGGCAUUCAACAUCCAACUAAUUAAGGAGUUGCAGAAAAACAAGGUGGGGGGGAGAAAAUGGGGAAGUAAUUAUCAAAGGCAUCGUCUGUUUCCCAGAACUGAAGAACGUGGAUCCAAAUGGAAAGGUCUGGAGUGUCCAGGACAGCAAAGACAGACCCGGUGCAGGGCACACCGCGGGAGUUGGAACUUUCUGCGCGAGGCUGUGCUGCAGGAAGGACGAUUUUCUGAAGGCCUGGGGGGGGGGGCAGCAAUCAUAAUGAAUUUAGAGUCCGAAUGGCCGCGGGCCAGGUGCAGGACACUUUACCUCCCUCUUUUGCAGCUCUGCACCCUCAGACUCUAUAUUUGGAAGACCCAGAAGAUCAUCUUUCCCUUUUCUCUCUUGCCCUCCAUUAGCCGGGAUCUUCCUCCUAACUCACCCCUUAGCUUGCUCCCAGCCCCUGCCUUUCCUGUCCCUACCCUCAGGCGCAGUUCCUGAGCACCAAGCCAUCCAGGGUUUGGAGAGCUCCCUAUCCCCACCCCUAGAAGUUCCCACCAGUCCUGUCUCCCACUCUGUGGUCACUGAGGGCCCCACGUGACUGCCUGAGGCAGAUGUUUCCUGCCCCCAGGACAGCGCUGCAUCAGUGCCCGGCAAGCCCAGCGCUGACAUCUCUCUGCCCGGCCAUGGGCCCUCACCUGCUCCUGCUGCUGCUCCUGGGCCUGGAAGGUCAGGGCACAGCUGGCAGCGACCCCGAGGUGCUGCAGGCCCCGGUGGGGAGCUCCAUCCAGGUGCACUGCCGCUACCGGCCUCAGGACAUCAAGGCUCGCAAGGAGUGGUGCCGGGUCUCGCCAGAGGGCUGCCAGCCCCUGGUGUCCUCGGGUGUGGAUCGCACAGCCCCAGCCAGCAGGCACACAUUUCUCACCGACCUGGGUGGGGGCCUGCUGCAGGUGGAAAUGGUCACCCUGCAGGAGGAGGAUGCCGGGGAGUACGGCUGCGUGGUGCACGGAGCCGCGGGGCCCGAGACUGUGCACAGAAUCUCUCUGCAGGUGCUCCCUGCAGUUCCUGGCCUGAGAGAGGAGGAGGAGGAAGAGACACGUAAGACGGGCAGCCUGGCUGAGGACUCCCUCUCAGGCCCUGCAGGCAGUGUCCGCCCUUCAGAACCCAGCCAGGAUGAGAAGAGCGUCCCCUUGAUCUGGGGUGCCGUGCUCCUGUUGGGCCUGCUGGUGGCAGCAGUGGUGCUGUUUGCCGUGAUGGCCAAAAGGAAAGGGAACAGGCUUGGCGUCUGUGGCCGAUUCCAGAGCAGCAGAGUUUCAGGCAUGGUAAGAGGCUCUGCAGGCGCCCAGCCAAAUCCCCCAGAGCUUUUAUCCGUCAUGCUCACUGAGAGGUCCCAGGAUGAUGGGGGCCCCUCUUCGGUGGUCCACCACAUCAGUGACUCUGGACUGGCUGCUGAGUUGCCUUCGGAUGUGCCAUAUGUUAGGCUCGACUCGCCACCUUCCUUUGACAAUACCACCUACACCAGUUUACCUCUUGAUCCCCCAUCAGGGAAACCCCCACCCCCAGCCCCACCCUCGUUGCCCCCUCUGCCCCCUAAGGUCCUAAUCUCCUCCAAUCCUGUAACAUAUGCCACAGUCAUCUUCCCAGGAGGGGACAAGGGUGGAGGGGCCUCCUGUGAGCCAGCUCAGGAUCCACCUGACAGUCAAACUGCAUCCAGCUAAGCUGCUCGCCACGCUAAAAACUCAUGAAGAUCAUCCCUGGGGGUUCUGUGCAUCUAUCUAUCCAGCUCAGGCCCUAGAUCCUAGAAUAUCUGAGCCAAUAGGGACUUUAAGAUCUACCCUAAUGUCCUGACUUUACUCAAAGGGAAAGUGAUGCCCACAUAUGACUGGGAUGUCUUGGGGAAGCCUCUCAUGUUGGUUCUUCUGCCAUUACAGGCUGGGCUAAAUAAACCCUAAAGAUGGUACGUGAAUGCUUAGUGGCUGAAUGGGGAAGGAAAGGGCCCGCGUUUGACUGAUCACUUGGCUCGUGAACAGAAAAGGCUCUGGUCCGGAGUUUGUGCUGCAUGAUCUCCAGUCCGUCUCGCCAGUGAGGAAGUGGUUUCCUUCCAUGGUCAGGACACUGCAGUGCAGUUUGAUUCAGGGGAUUUCAAAGUCUCCUUCAGAAGUAUUUUCUGGCUCUCCCAUGAUGCCGGAAAGCAGAUUCAUUUGCUUGGGUCAAGGAAGUUCUUCUGCUUUUUGCUCUGCACCUUGUGAACAAGUGACAUCUUAUGGUGUGACAGUAUGUGGGUGGAUGGGGGGCAGGUUAAUGAUAAAGGAGAUGUAGGACAGAUGGGGUGUGAGAGGUAGGACUGAAAAAAAAAGCAGGAGUAAGGACAGAAACUGAACUGGACACGUCUGUUCCCUUGCAGGACACAGCACAGGAGAUAAAAGACUUUCUCAGAUAAUAGUCUCACAGAACUGGCUGUCUCUCAACUAGGCGGGCAUCUGGUAGCACUGUUCUCUUUGGUUUGAACUCUGGAGCCUGGGAAGAGCCCAGUGGGGAAAAUGCAUUUCAGGGACAGGGAGGUUCGGAAUAGCAAGGGUGUGGCUAUGGCAAGUGUAAAUGAGAGCUAGUCCAGGCUGGGGGUGAAAAGAGCCUUUAAGGACCCUGCCAAAAUAUCUUCUGAAACUGUUCAAUUUGAAAAUAUAGUUAGCCCUCUGUAUCCAUGGAUUCUAUAUCCAUGGAUGCAACCAACUGUGGAUGGAAAAUACGUGGGGGAAACAAAAAAGUUGGCUGUGUCUGUACUGUGCUUAACAAGUACAGACUGUUUUUCUUAUUAUUAUUCCAUAUACAGUACAGUAUAACUACUAUUUGCACAGCAUUUGUAUUGUAUUAGGUAUUAUAAGUAAUCUAGAGAUGUUUUAAAGCAUAUGGGAGAAUGUGUGGAUGUGUGGUUACCUGCAAAAUACUACAUCAUUUUAUAUAAGGAACUUGAGCUUCCAUAGAUUUUGGUAUCUGCAGGGGAUCCUAGAACCAAUUCCCCACCCCACCCUCCAAGAUAAUGAGGGACGAAUGUAUUUGCCCGUAUUGGGAUGAGAUGCCCAGGAACCUAGUCUCGUUACAAUCAUGGAGAGCUAGGCAAAAAGAAGUUUUCACCAUUUGGAGGGACCCUAAGCUUGGCCUAGGCACCUCAGGAGAAGGGACAAGAGUCUGUGUCCUGGGCUCCAGGCUUUGUUAGCCUAGUGAUGCUAUUUUUAGGGAGCUCUGGCAGGAUGUUCUGAGCAUUCCCUGAUAAGUGUUUCAGGCUGUUACAGAACCUAAGUUUCACUUCUGUCCCUUGUGGAGGCAGCAGCUGUCAAGUUGCCCAACAAUCAACUAAGCCCUUACUUUCCCUGGCUAAAAUGAGUAGGUACUGUCUGGUGGGGAGCUGGGAGGGGCAGAAGAAGGGCAAAAUAAAGUCUAAGAAGAACCCUCUGGGUAAAACUUAGCCUGGCAUGAAUAUAUUUAGAAUGCUUUAGAACCUGACAGAAAUAAGAAGCAUAUUUAGGA